This is a messenger RNA of Terrapene triunguis (Three-toed box turtle), 8010 nucleotides long. It is a transcript of the gene SBNO2, whose product is annotated as strawberry notch homolog 2. The coding region runs from base 180 to 4502 and encodes 1440 amino acids. The transcript has 32 exons. Gene Ontology annotation, molecular function: histone binding; chromatin DNA binding. Gene Ontology annotation, cellular component: nucleus. Gene Ontology annotation, biological process: regulation of DNA-templated transcription. The record is from RefSeq and is a predicted model, not a curated record. Lineage: Eukaryota; Metazoa; Chordata; Testudines; Emydidae.
CUCCAAGAUGGCGGCGGCGAACCCGGAAGUGAGGAGCCGCCUCUAGGAGGGAGUCAGAACCCCGACGCCCCUGGGGACCAGGCCAUGCUGCAGAGUGAAGAGCACAGAUAAAGAACCUUCCACCACUCCUUAGAAUAGUCCACCAGCCCUGACAACUUCAUGCUGCAGGAGACAGCCUGAUGCCCUCAGCACAUCCUGCCAUGGACGGAGGGAAGAACUUUCCACAGCAUGAACACCAGCAGUCAGGCAGUACAUUGUACAGUAUGCCGAACCUCCAGACGCAGCUCAGCGUACCUGCCAUGGAGAACUCGAUGCUGGCUCCUGAUUGGUGGAAUUCCUUCUAUUCAUCUGCCCCUUUCUCAACUCCAUCUUUCCCAAGUGAAAACCAGCAAUAUUUUAAUACCACUUCCGAUUUUUACAUGAAUUCCAUCAGCAGACCACCUUUCACAGAGACGAACUAUGCAUCUGUGGGCCUUGCUGACUUCUUACCAAAAAAUGGUGAUUUUCCUCAGGAUUCUUCAUACCUCGAUGAGCUCUCCAACAACUCCCUCUUCUCAUCCCCCGCGGACUCCCUCUCCGACAUUGCUGAUGCUCAGGACUUCCUGCCCGCCGACAGCCUGAACCAUGUGCCAACAAUAUGGGAUAUAAACACGUCGCAACCAAACCAAAUAGAGCUGUUCUCUCCCAGCAGACCGUUCACAGGCUUAGAAAGUUUGGAAGACCAUCCCCCAAACACCCCACUCCUCAUAAGCUAUCAGUCGCAGACUCCGGUGGAGGAGGAUGACGAAGGUGAGGAGGAAGAAACGGAGGAGUUGGGGCACACGGAGACCUAUGCAGAUUAUGUACCGUCAAAAUCUAAGAUUGGGAAGCAGCACCCGGACCGCGUGGUUGAAACAAGCACUCUCUCCAGCGUUCCCCCGCCUGACAUUACCUAUACCCUGUCCCUUCCGAGCUCAAUUGCCGACAACGGGUUACUCUCUGCACUACAGCUGGAGGCCAUCGUUUAUGCCUGCCAGCAACAUGAAGUUUUACUACCCAACGGGCAGCGAGCUGGGUUCCUCAUUGGGGAUGGUGCUGGGGUUGGAAAGGGCAGGACAGUUGCCGGGAUCAUCUUUGAAAAUUAUCUGAAGGGCAGGAAGAAAUCUCUGUGGUUCAGCGUCUCCAAUGAUCUCAAGUAUGAUGCUGAAAGAGACCUGAAGGACAUUGAUGCCCCCAACAUUCCUGUGCAUGCUUUAAACAAGAUUAAAUAUGGUGACACAGCUACCUCAGAAGGAGUCCUAUUUGCCACUUAUUCUGCUCUGAUUGGUGAAAGCCAGGCAGGCGGACAGCACAGGACGCGAUUAAAGCAGAUUUUGGACUGGUGCAGGGAGAACUUCGACGGAGUUAUUGUGUUUGAUGAAUGCCACAAAGCCAAAAAUGCCAGCUCCACUAAAAUGGGCAAAGCAGUGUUGGACCUUCAGAACAAACUGCCUCGAGCUAGGGUCGUCUAUGCCAGUGCCACAGGUGCCUCUGAGCCAAAAAACAUGAUUUACAUGAGCCGGCUAGGGAUCUGGGGGGAGGGAACCCCCUUCAGAGCGUUUGAUGAAUUCCUCCAUGCAAUUGAAAAGAGGGGUGUUGGUGCAAUGGAAAUUGUGGCUAUGGACAUGAAAGUGAGCGGAAUGUACAUUGCCAGGCAGCUCAGUUUCUCUGGAGUCACUUUCAAGAUAGAGGAAAUCCCACUGGAUCGGCAGUACGAGCUUGUCUACAACAAAGCAGCGCAGCUGUGGGCAGAGGCGAUGGUGGUGUUCCAGCAAGCGGCUGACUUUAUUGGCUUGGAGUCUCGAAAGUCCUUGUGGGGUCAGUUCUGGUCAGCUCAUCAGCGCUUCUUCAAAUAUCUUUGCAUUGCUGCUAAAGUCCGACGCCUCGUUGAGCUUGCCAAGGAGGAUCUGGCAAAGGACAAGUGUAUUGUCAUCGGGCUCCAGUCCACUGGCGAAGCUCGCACCAGGGAGGUCUUGGACGAGAAUGACGGGCACCUAAACUGUUUUGUCUCCGCUGCAGAAGGCGUCUUUCUAUCACUAAUUCAGAAGCACUUUCCUUCAACCAAAAGAAAGAGAGAAAAAGGAACUGGCAUUAAAAGAAAACGGAAGCAGAAAGGCCGCUGUGCGAAGGCCCUGAAAGGCAUGUACGACAUGGCGGGCGUGAUCAAGAUCAGCGACGACAGCAGCACUGAUUCGGAGGUGGGGCUGGACAGCGACUUCAAUUCCUCCCCGGAGUCCCUGUUCGACAACGACGACGUCAUCAUUGUCGAACGCACCUACAACGGCUUCGCACCUGAAGACAGAGGCAGUUUGCACUUGCCAGGGUCCCAGAAGGAUGUGUAUGGCCCGGGAGUGCUAGAACACGUGGAGAAAAUGAAACAGGACCUCCUAUCAAAAGUAAAAGCACUGGGCAAAGAGCUACCUCUCAAUACCUUGGAUGAGCUGAUUAAUCACUUUGGGGGCCCGGAGUACGUGGCAGAGAUGACUGGCCGGAAAGGCCGGGUGGUGAGCAGACCUGACGGCUCCAUCAUGUAUGAGUCCCGGGCUGAGCAGGGCCUCUCCAUAGACCACGUCAACCUGAAGGAGAAGGAGCGUUUUAUGAGUGGGGAAAAGCUCGUAGCAAUAAUCUCCGAGGCCUCCAGCUCAGGGAUCUCUCUCCAAGCAGACAGGCGGGUGAGGAACCAGAAGCGCCGGGUCCACAUGACACUGGAACUGCCCUGGAGUGCAGACCGAGCCAUACAGCAGUUUGGUCGAACGCACCGAUCGAACCAGGUCUCUGCUCCGGAGUACGUCUUCCUUAUCUCUGAGCUGGCGGGGGAGAGGAGGUUCGCGUCCAUUGUCGCGAAACGCUUGGAGAGCCUUGGUGCCUUAACUCACGGCGAUAGAAGAGCCACGGAAUCCAGAGACCUCAGCAAGUACAACUUUGAGAAUAAGUACGGGACCAGAGCGCUAGACAGGGUCCUCACUACCAUCCUCAACCAGACUAAGAGCAAAGUGCCUCUGCCCAAGUAUUACCAGGAACGAGAGGAUGAAUUUUUUCAAGAAAUGAAACAAGGUCUCAUCUCGGUCGGGAUCUGCUGCAAGGAGAUGAAAUACGGCUACGUAUCGGUGGAGAAGGACUGCUCCAUAACCAAGUUCCUGAAUCGCAUCCUGGGCCUGGAGGUGCACAAGCAGAACAUGCUCUUCCAGUACUUCACCGACACCUUCGACCACCUGAUUGAGAAGGACAAGAAGGAGGGCAAAUACGACAUGGGCAUCUUAGACUUAGCCCCCGGCGUGGAUGAGAUUUACGAGGAGAGCCAGGAGGUUUUCCUGACCCCAGGGCAUCCCCAGGACGGGCAGGUGGUUUUCUAUGAGAUCAGCGUCGACAGAGGCCUGAAGUGGGAGGAGGCCUACGAGAAAUCGCUCAAACUGACGGGCACCUACGACGGCUUCUACCUCUCCCACAAGACGCGAGGCUGUAAAUACACCUGCCUGCUGGCGGAGCAGGGCCGCGGGAAGAACUUCAUCCUCUACAAGCCCAACAUCGGCAAGCAGAGCCAGCCCGAAAGCCUCGAAAGCCUCUUUAAGAAGUACCGCCAGGUGCGGCCCGAGGAAGCCAAGGAACACUGGGAGAGCAGCUACCUCUUCUCCUUCACAAAGUGUAACCACGCCGUCUGGAACAGAACCUGCAAACUAAUCCAAGAGGGAAAGGAGUGUUUCCAGGGCAUGCGCCUGCGCCGUUACUACAUGCUGUGCGGCGCGCUGCUGCGGGUCUGGAGCAAGAUCGCCAGCAUCAUGUCGGACAUCACCAACACCAGCUACCUGCAGAUCGUCCGCCUCAAGACCAAGGAGAAGAAAAAACAAGUUGGGAUAAAGAUCCCCGAGAGCUGCGUCCAUAGGGUGCGGGAGGAGCUGAAGCAGAUGGACGAGAAUGUAAAGCAGAAGCAUAACCACCAGGCCCUUCUGGCCCAGGACCGGAGCCUGCCGUACUCCAUGCCACAGCAUGUCCUGCAGCAGCCCCAUGACCUCUGCCAGCCUGUGGCCAGGCUCCCCCUGCCCAGACACUCCCUGCACCAGGACGAGAUCCUGGACUUGACCUACAGCCCUCCCAGCGACAGCCUCUCCAACCUGGCCUUGAAGCACGAAUCCCUGGGCGCUUUACACUUCCCACCGGAGCCUGUUCUCCAGCCACACCAGCAGCACAGGAUGCCCUUGCAUUUCAGCCUCCCUCCUGUCUUCGAGAGCCCGGCCCCAGCUCUGGCGGGGAACAUGCCUCUCAACUCGUCCCCGCACGACCACGUGCCUCUCCCCCAUCCCGACCACCUGCAGACACUGCCGCAGCAGCAGCUGCCGCCGGAAGACUUAGCCCAGCAGGAGAACAUCAAUUUCAAGGAGGUGCUGGAAGACAUGCUGAGGACGCUGUACGUGGCCCCUCAGGACAGCGCGCUCUCCCAGGAGCGCCAGAGCGUCAUCCAGUUCACCAGGCCCUUUGAACACUUCUGAGGGGCCAGCUGAGGGCCGGGGUGGGGCUCAGACACAGGCACUGUGCCCCUCCCUAGCCUCUCGCCUGCCUGCCUUUGGCAGGAGCGCUGGCGCGGAGGGAGCCCUGGCUCUUGUAUUGCUUUGCAAUGACCCACGUGUCUCAGUUCGGGGGCAGGGGGAUCGCGUAUUCCUUACAGCAAAGUUUAUUUAUAUAUAAUAUACAGCCACACAUGUAUAGAGUUGUACAUAUCAUGUGUAUAAAGGGGGGUGGGGGUGGCAAAGUGCUUUUAUCACAGAGCUCAGCUGAUCGGGACCCAUGUCCUCUGCAGCGGGAUGGACCUGCUCAAACAACCGCGCCCAGGUAGGACAGAGAGGAGAGCCAUUGACGGCCCCAGCCCCUCCCCACACCCAUCUCCACACCGACUACAGAGUUGAAAGGGGGAUUCACCCCCCUCUCCCCGGGGCGUGUGCAGCAGCUGCUAACUGCAGUGUCGGCAGACGGAAACGUUCUGACCCCCAAAGCGAUCCUGUUACCAGAGUGUCAGUGAUGGCAAAAGCCAUGGUUCCCAGCCGUUGUGGGCAGCUUGGCUGGGUCAGCCGGAGCCAGGCUCACACUUGGGCUCUUCCAUCCCAGCCCUGGAGCUUGGUGCCACUCGAAACACCAGAGUCUUGAGGGAAUGGGGGGCAGGCACUUGGGCCUAAUACAGAGGCGGGGACCGCGGGGGAAGUGACAGAAGUCCCAGUGCAGGCUGGGAACCACUGAGCUAAAGCAUCCAUCUGUGUAGGAUUGGGUGGGGCCAGCUGGAGAGACAUUCAACUGACUACAGGUCAUGUUCUCGCUCUCUGCUCUCCAGUUAGUCCAUGCCACCCCUUUCUCUUGGGAGGGGAAACUGACAUGCUUUGGGCUGCCCUGACUUCCCCAAUGGGAUGGGGAACAACUCUUCUGCACUAAUGUGCCCACUUUAUCAGUAUUCAGCAAUGAACUCCUUAGCCCCUGGCCAGCCUUCCCAUCAUCCUCUUCUGCCUGAUGGCUGCUGGCCAGUCUGCACGCUCAGCCCCGGGGCUCCUUGUGGUGGCGGCAGCUGCAGCGUGGCCGCGCUUUCCAAGUCUUGCUCUCUGUCGCAUUCUCUCCUGGAGCCAACUGGCUAGUACCGUUCCAAUGGGUUCGUUCGCAGCUGGGCAGCGGGGCCAGGCCUGAGUCCGGGAAAGCAGGAGGGGCCCCAUGUCUGGAUCUUAAAGCUCCAACACAGGCCACUGUUGAUUUCAAUGGCUGUUACAGCCGGCUCCACUUUGAAUACCAAAGAGCAAACUCCUGCUUAGCCAACCUGAGCAGCGCACCCCCAUAGUCUCUCCCGGGCACGCCACACCCUGCUCCUCCCACCAGCAGUAGCCCUGAGCAGAAGCACGGGCCUGUUGGACCAGUAGCUUGCUAGGCUUCAUGCUGCAGGGGCUGCUAGCUUUACACAGAAUGGAUGCAAUCCAAACGGAGAGGCGCACAGCACCCCGACAGCGACACUGCUCCUAGGGUCAUGGACCUGCCUCAAGCGAGCUCUGACGUUGCAGCCGCCUCUGACUUGGGCAGCUCUGUAGUAAACCUGCUUUUUUUAUUUACUCAGACAAUGGUUUUUGUUUCCUUGGCAGUGCGUCCCUGUCAGCCCCAGGGCAGGGAGUCUGCGCCCGCCCCUCCCGGCUGGCAGCGUUCGCCUGGCUGUGCUGUAACACUCUUCUCGCUGCCUCAGCCAUUCCCGUGUUCGUCCUUUUUCUGAGUCGAGUCAUCCUGGCAUUUCCGGGAGCAUGCCCGGCGUUCUGGAGGGGAGGAAGUGUGACCCCAAUGUCUGGUCCUGCCUCUUUAGCAUGCAGAGCUCCCAUUGCCCAUCACACACCCUUCCUUGGCUAAUUCUUACCAGACACAGCAAGUCCCUGGGGGGCGUGGAGUGGGGAGAUCUGUGCUGGAGCAGGACCAUCAGUGGGAUCUGCCCAAAGCUGUAAGAGGAGUUAAUGGUGGAGUGGGGUGUUCUUGCCCCCUGCAGAGAGAUCCCCAGCCACAGGUGGAGAUUUCGGUGAUUGUCACCUGAUCUGUCUCACUUAGCAGAGUUUAGCAACCAGCUGCCUUCUCUUUGUGACUCAGUUUCCCCAUCUGUAACACAGGGAUGUGAUAUUCCCCUACCUUUCUAAAGUGCUGUGACCUCUGUAACCCAGUGCAAAGUAUUGGUAGCACGUCCUGCCUGGGGGACAGGGAAGCACCUAGUCUCCCAAGCCAGUGGACCAUGGUCUCCUUCUCUUCCCACUUCACUCCCCCCUCCUCGCCCUGCACACGGUAGGCCCUGCGCUCUAGGCCAGUCCAGGUGUGGUCUCCCGCCUUUCGUUCGAGGGUCCUGUGUCUUUUUACACCCUUUGCCUCUCCCCGGCCAGGAAGGAGGAGGAGGUUUAUUAUUUAGAUUUCAGCAGUGCCCAUCAUGUGCUGGGCAGGCCCUGCCAUUCCCCCACUUCCCAGGAGAUGGAGGGCUUUGCAGGGGCCAGUUCUGAGUAGAAUUCGAGAUAUCCUCUAUGCCCCCUGGCCUCCGACUAAACACCAAAGAUCAGAAAAAAUCCCCCCUGAAACUGGAAGCCCAAACUGUGAAGUCCAGAUGACAUGAUCCAUUGUUUGGCAGGAAUGCGCCUAUCCUUGGUGGUGCAUUUCCAACCCCCAGGAAUCUCUCUAGUUUUCUUCCUAGUUUAUCACUUAAUUGCACUAACCCACCUCUGCGCUGAGCUGCUGGAGAGCCUUGCAUUGCGCUGCGUGUGCACAAAAGUCCUGUCCCGUCUUGUUCCGCUCGUGCAUUCACCUGAAUUGCCAAGGAAGGGGCCUCUUGUAGGCAGACAGCAAAGAUGCCCCUUUCUUGUGAUCAGAGAACAUCCCUUUUCCAGGCCUAGAUAAAGGCAGGCCCCUCCCUGGUUCUGUCGAAUACACUCCCCCACUCUAUUUAUAAUGCUCCCUGGAUUCAUGACACUCAGAGAGAAUCUUUGAAAAUCCUUGGAACCCCUGAGCCCUUAUUUAAUUUCUUUGUCAUUCAUUUGGGCACCUGUCAAACUCUCAGCAAAAGUUAAAAAACACACCAAGAAAACCAAUUUCAAACAGGCGUAAACUCAGGAAUAAUCAUCAGGUGCUCUCUUUCUAUCCGCCCACACCAGUGGGUCCCCCAAAAAAUAUGACCGGGAGUUUUAUGUGGUGGUUUUGUUGCUGUUUUAAUUCUAAGAUAUAUGCAAUUCUUCUCUCCCAAUCUCUGGAAAAGACAGGGCACCUUCAAGAAAAUACUUUCCCCACCCGAUCCUGUGUUUUUGUCAGGGUUAAUAAUAUGUAACAGUCUCUUUUAACUAAAUUAUUAUGCAGUUGUCCUACUGAUUGUAUGUAUUUUUUUAAAUGAAUCCUUUUCCCUUCCUUACACCUUUUUGUUAGCACUUUUUAAUCCGCUUGUUUGUUUGCCUUUGUUUUUCUGUGUGUAUUUAUAAUGAAUUGAGAUGUAUAUAUGUAAAGAGAUUUUUUUUUUUA